AUGUUGUGCCUUAAGUUGCUGCUCGUAUACAUUUGAGAAUUGUUUGUCUUAUAUGCACCCGUCGCAACGCGAAACCAACCUAUGCAUCAAACUCCCCUGAACUUUUGUGGCAUUUCUUUGAUCUGACAGACAGGAAUAAUAGAAAACCUAAAUAAUGGCAGAUUGGAACGCAUACUUCCCGAAGGAGGAGGAUGAAGUGGAACAAGAGGAAGGGGAGGAAGGGGCAGCGGAUUACAAGAACAGUGGGCGUGAUAGCCUGGUGUUUCUAGUGGACGCGUCCAAGGAGAUGUUCGUCAAGGGAGAAGAUGGAGAGCUUUCAAACUUCGAUAUGACCAUACAGUGUGUGCGAAGUGUUUACACCAGCAAGAUCAUAAGCAGUGACCGAGACUUAGUGGCCCUGAUAUUCUAUGGUACAGAACAGAGCAAAAAUCCAAGGAAUUCUUUCAAGCACGUUUAUGUCUACCACGACCUGGACUCACCUGGAGCACGGCGUGUACAAGAGUUGGACAGUUUACGUGGAGAGAAAGGCGCUCAGGUGGCGGCAGAUACCAUGGGCAGUGGGGAAACCUCUUUGGGAGAGGCUCUGUGGUGCUGCUCUAACCUCUACAGCGACAUCAAGCUACGGCUGUCGCACAAACGCCUCAUGAUUUUCACUUGCAGGGACAACCCCCAUGAUGGAGACAGUGCACGAGACAGACAGGCACGUGCCAAAGCUGCUGACCUGAAGGAGACAGGUGUAAUCAUAGACUUGAUGCACCUUACGAAGCCGGGUGGGUUUGACGUGUCCCUCUUCUUCUGCGACAUCGUGAGCCCUCCUGAGGAUGAGAGCGAGCUUGGUCUGCAGCUAGGGCCUUGUGGGAAACUGGAGGACCUCCAAAAGAGGGUUAGAGCCAAAGAGAUGAAGAAAAGAACUCAGAGCAGGCUGACUUUGUCAUUAGGAGAGGGAAUGAAUGUGGCAGUGGGUGUGUACGUGUUGGCCAGAACCGCUACCAAACCUGCCGCAGUCCGACUCUACAGGGAUACCAACGAACCAGUCCGUACCAAGACGCGUCUCUUCCACACACACACUGGCAGCCUGCUUCUGCCGAGUGACACCAAAAGAGCACAGGUGUAUGGCAGGAAGCAGAUUGUGAUGGAGAAGGAUGAAGUUGAUGAGAUUAGGAAAUUUGAUGAUCCCGGUCUUGUCCUAAUUGGGUUCAAACCAAUGAGUCGGCUUAAACUGCACCACCACAUCCGGCCCUCCCACUUCAUAUACCCCGAGGAAGAGCAGGUUACAGGCAGCUCCUGUGUGUUUGCUGCACUACUGCGCAGGUGUAGUGAGAGGAAUGUGUUCGCUUUGUGCAAGUACACCCCUCGACGUAAUACUCCCCCUCGCUUUGUGGCCCUGGUUCCCCAGAGAGAGGAGGUGGAUGAGAAUCAAUCUCAGAGUGUACCUCCAGGUUUCCAUGCCAUUUUCCUGCCUUACGCUGAUGAUAUUCGCACCCUGGACGUCCAUGAGUCUCCUACUGCCUCUGAUGUGCAGAUCGACAAGAUGAAAGAAAUCGUGCAAAAGCUCCGUUUCCGAUACAGGAGCGAUGCAUUUGAAAACCCAGUCCUGCAACAGCACUACAGGAAUCUGGAGGCCUUGGCACUAGAUCUGCUGGCACCUGAAGGCAUAGAGGAUUUUACAAUGCCAAAGGUUGAUAUGAUGGACCAGCGCCUCGGCCCUCUCGCCCAGGAGUUCAAGGACCUCGUGUAUCCUCCUGACUACAACCCUGAGGGCAAGCCCGCUGCCAAACGCAAACCAGCUGAGGCAGGAGGGGGUGGCGCUGAGAAGAAGCCCAAAGUUGACGUUACGCCAGAAGAGUUGAGAGCGCACGUGGCAAAGGGCACCUUGGGCAAGCUAACAGUUCCUGUGCUGAAAGAGGCCUGCAAGCAGUUUGGAGUACGAACCACAGGGACCAAGAAACAAGAGCUCAUAGAUGCUCUGACAGAAGAGUUAUCCAAAUAAGCAACAUAAUACACUAACGGCCCUGCCUGUUUGCUGUUGGGGCAGUUUAUGUGAUUUUACUUUGGGU
This is a messenger RNA of Chanos chanos (milkfish), 2057 nucleotides long. It is a transcript of the gene xrcc6, whose product is annotated as X-ray repair complementing defective repair in Chinese hamster cells 6. The transcript is spliced from 12 exons. Gene Ontology annotation, biological process: telomere maintenance; double-strand break repair via nonhomologous end joining. Gene Ontology annotation, cellular component: nucleus; Ku70:Ku80 complex. Gene Ontology annotation, molecular function: telomeric repeat DNA binding; DNA helicase activity; damaged DNA binding. Bases 155 to 1990 code for a protein of 611 amino acids. Lineage: Eukaryota; Metazoa; Chordata; Actinopteri; Gonorynchiformes; Chanidae. The record is from RefSeq and is a predicted model, not a curated record.